Wyeomyia smithii (pitcher-plant mosquito) is the source of this 1891-nucleotide messenger RNA. RefSeq names its product PRKCA-binding protein (gene PICK1). Gene Ontology annotation, cellular component: synaptic vesicle; postsynaptic density; postsynaptic early endosome. Gene Ontology annotation, molecular function: protein domain specific binding; protein kinase C binding; phospholipid binding. The coding region runs from base 110 to 1828 and encodes 572 amino acids. The transcript has 6 exons. The record is from RefSeq and is a predicted model, not a curated record. NCBI's taxonomy places the organism in Eukaryota, Metazoa, Arthropoda, Insecta, Diptera, Culicidae. Gene Ontology annotation, biological process: positive regulation of receptor internalization; intracellular protein transport; regulation of Arp2/3 complex-mediated actin nucleation.
UAGGACAAGAAGACGUCAAAAUCGAACGUGAAUUCUUGAAGUCAAUGAUUGAACACCAGUCGAUCGAUAGUUUUAUUCGCUUAACUGUAUACAAGAAACUUUUAAUAAAAUGCUUCAAGAAUACGAAGAUGACUACUUUCUCGAGGAAGACAAAAUUAAGAGUCAAAAUCCACUCUCUAGUAAUUCUUCCAAUAACUGUAAUCAAUUCGAGGCCGAUUGUCAGCUUCUUCGAGGCGAAGGCGAUGAUUGUGAGUCGGUCGUAGGUAGCAGUUGCGAAAUAAAUAAUCAAAAGGUAUGUGAUAGUAAUGGACAGGGUAAAAUACUGGAAGAAAUUGCUUUUGUUUCAAACGACGAUCUCCCAGAUCCAGUGCUAUACGCUGAUGGUUGUGUGGACGACACUAAAAUUAUUAUGCUUUGUCAAAGACAGGAAAUGGUGCGACUGGGAAUGACUGUCAGUUCGGGAACGGUCGUUAUCAAGAAAGACACUUCUAACCUCAUAGGUAUUAGCAUCGGUGGAGGGGCACCUCUUUGUCCUUGUUUGUACAUUGUUCAGGUUUUCGAUGGCACUCCCGCCGCCCGGGAAGGAACACUUCAAAGUGGAGAUGAACUGCUGGGUGUCAAUGGAGCAUCUGUCAAGGGGAAGACAAAAGUCGAAGUAGCCAAAAUGAUUCAAGCAGCUACCGAAGAGGUUACCAUUCACUACAAUAAACUACACGCUGACCCAGUCCAAGGUGAAACGUUAGAUAUUGUUCUUAAGAAGAUGAAGCAUCGAUUGGUGGAGAAAAUGUCCAGCAGCACUGCUGAUACUCUCGGGCUGUCUAGAGCAAUUCUGUGCAAUGACUCGUUGGUGAAGCGAUUACAAGAGCUGGAACGAACAGAAGCUAUGUAUAAAGGGCUCGUGGAACGAGCCAAAAGGAUGCUGAAAGCUCAUUUUGACGUACUUCAAACUUAUCAAUCAUUCGGAAACAUAUUCGCGGCCAUCAGCGUACGUGAACCCCAACCAAGGGCAUCGGAGGCUUUUCGUAUUUUUGGAGAAUUGCAUCGGAAUAUGGAGAAAGAUGGCAUAAAAAUGAUCAAAACUUUGAAGCCGAUUCUGGCUGACAUGGGAACCUAUCUCCACAAAGCCAUUCCAGACACUAAACUGACAGUAAAGCGCUACGCAGAUGCGAAAUUUUCUUAUCUUUCGUACUGCUUGAAGAUUAAAGAAAUGGAUGAUGAGGAGCAUAGUUACGCGGCCAUUCAGGAACCUCUUUAUCGCGUAGAAACCGGAAACUACGAGUAUCGUCUCAUUCUGCGUUGUCGACAUGAAGCGCGAGUUAAAUUCGCCAAAUUGCGUAGCGAUGUAUUAGAAAAAAUUGAAUUGUUGGAAUGCAAACACGCACGAGAUUUAGCGUCCCAAUUGAGAAAAUUUGUUCAAGGCCUAUCUACCUUGGCGAAUGAAACAGUUGAGCGAUUGGAAUCUAUUCCUAAUCUGUUCCCCAUCGAGGUUGACUUAAAAUCAAGUGCCUUUCAGUACAAGUCCGCCAUAAAAUUUCAAUCGGAAGAGGAAGUGGAGGAAGAAGUUCAGCAAGGUGAGGAAGCAGUGGAGACACCAAUUUUGCAGACUGCCAAGGAGAACGGCUCGGCCAGUUACGAAAAGUCUUCAAUAGACCAGUUGCUAGCUGACUUUGAAGAUAUCGAUCUAAACAAAAGCAAAGACGGUUCGAACAAUUGCAAUAGCGAUCUUCUGUUAGAGCUCGGGCUUGACGAUGUGGACCUUUCCGUUGGAAAACAAACAAAUCUGAUGGAUGAGCUGUUAAUGGCAGAUGUUGGAGAUUUCGGAAAGUAGUUUCAUAAUUUGGAUUGUAUUUAUGUUUUGAAAAGUGUCGUAAUGUAUUCUAUCCAAAAUGUU